CCAUGCUUACAGAUCUCAAGGCUUAAGGCUUUACAAUGAAAUACACAGAAAAUCUUUUCCUCUCCAAUAUUAUUUCUAGUUUAUACUUUUAUGUUUCAACAAGGACAAAGCACUUGCUUGCAGAUCUCAAGGCUUAAGGCUUUACAAUGAAAUACACAGAAAAUCUUUUCCUCUCCAAUAUUAUUUCUAGUUUAUACUUUUAUGUUUCAACAAGGACAAAGCACUUGCUUGCAGGUUUCAGCCUGUAAAGAUUCAUGAACCGAGCUAGAAGGAUGCUGUCCAGAUACUGCUAGGGCUGCAUGAGAAAUAUGAGGCACAUCUCACAACAAUGAUCAGGAGGAGCUCUUUGGGUCUGGACAGUAGACACUGAGUUUUUUCUUCAGUAUAAAGUUUUGUAUGAUCUUUUCAGUGAGAAGCUUCAGUCAAGGGAUAGGUUGAAGUCUGAAGGACAUGCAAGACUGAGGGGGACCAAGGGCUUUCGACCAAUGGGACUAGCCAUGAAACUGGCUCCAGAAGUUUGGAUUGCCAUGCUCGUCGGUUUGGCUGUAUGCCUGUAUGGUCUGAGUUUCAAGUCUUUGCAAUGGAUAUGAAGAAAGUGAUGAUGAAGGUGCAAGCACGUAAGCACGAGGUCCAGCCAUUAGGGAGAUACUAGGAAGGCAGAGGAGCAAGGAUGAAGCGGAUGGUAAGGGCUGUUUCCUACCUCCCACCUUAAGGACAACGUGGUUGUCAAGGGGGGAGUGAUGAUAAGGACCUGAGCUAAUUAGAGUUAAUAAUAAUAAUAAUAGAAUAAUACAGAGUAUCAAAUAUUUUGUUAGUGUACAAGCGAGGGGUCAGGCCAUGUGUUACAGAUUCCUUUUGGGGCAUAUGAUAUCAAAGGAAAGCAAUCCGCAAUAAAUGGAGUAGUAGACUACAAGAAUAGAAAGAAUCAUAGAUAUCAAAUAAUUUACUGAUUUGUUGCAAUUGUUAUUUUUUACUACCUCCGUUCCCAUUUUAACUUCCAAAUGGGUUUGGCACAAAGUUUAAGAUAGUGGAUAUUGUGUGGUGGAGAGUUGUGCAGAGGAGAGAGAAAUGUGUAAGAAAUGUUGUGAACCACAAAUUCUUUAUCAAAAAGGGAAAGUGGAAGUUUUAAUUGGAACGGACGAAAAAGGAAAGUUGGAAGUUUAUUUAGGAACGGAGGGAGUAUUUAUUUUCUUUCCAUUUAGGUUGGCAUAGAACAAGGGAAUUGAUUGUAGAAUCAACUCUAUAUAUUGGCAGAAUCCUGCAGGAAUAAAGUUAUGCAAUUUUCACCCCACAUUCACUAUUUUUCUCCUGGGCGGGGCGCACCUCACCUGCCACAAUUCGGAGCUUCACCCCAUAUUUUUCUCCUAACACUUAAAGUUGUUUCCAAACUAAGUUUCCAUUACCCACUCAAAUUUGUUUCCAAAAUUUUCCAAAUAGGUUAACAAAUUGUGUUACACUGUUAUUGCUUCUUUUUAAAUAAAAAUAAGUUUUUAUAUUUCCAAAAUUUUGUGUUACAUGUUUCCAAAUACACUUAAAUUCCUAAUACAAUCAAGAUUACUUUCUAAUUACCAUCAAACAACUACUACAUAAAUAUUUGGAAUUCAUUACUAAUGCUUUUAUAAUUUUUUACAGUCUUCUUAUACAAUGGAGAAUGAAUCUGAAAAUUAUCAAAAAAAUAGUACUCUUGAUUUUCACACUUAUGAGGUACUCUUGAAUCUGAAAAUUUUCACACCGAUGAUACAAGUGUUGAUGAUGUGGUCCUAAAAACCAUAGUUGAUGAGUUUCAAUCAGGUUGUAUGUCAGCACAAGAAAAGAAAAGACUUCAUGCAAAAUGGAUUGAGAUGAGAAAUCCAAAACUUAAUGCUAUGAAAGAGUCACUGAUUCAUGAAACGAAGAGAAGAUAAAAAAAAAUCAACCACUCAAGACCCAAGCGCCUGGGAGUACAUUGAGAAAAAAUACAAAAAAUUCAAGGGUACAAUAUCAUAUCAUGGUUCUCGUGGAUGUGGCAAGGAUAUUAAAGGGAAAUCUUACAGACAUCAAAAUCGAGUGCAAUUUAAUUUCGGUACUGAUGUUGAGACAUUCAUGCUUGAGCAUAUUAGUAAAGUUGUGGACGUUAUUGGAGGUGGACAUUGCGAAUAUCGCUCACUUGCAGAGCUUUUAGGUUGGGGAGAAAAAGAAUGGAUUAGAGUUCGAAGGGAGUCAGUGGAAGAACUAGAUCGUCAUCGUGGGUUGUAUGAUCCUAUAUGCCAUCUUGACACUAUUGAUGACUUGCGGGAGCAAAUAGACUACUACAUCAGUCCUGCACCAUCCCGGCAUUGGAUACACAUAUGCCGCACACGGGGUUGAUCUUCGCAAUGUUAUACCGGGUUAUUUUAGUGCAUCUUGACCUCCACGAACCGGUCACUUGUUUGCCCAUGAUCGCUCUUCCUGGUAGUAGUCCUCCGAAGACAAUUUUUUACAUUGCUCGGCUUCAUUCUCAACAACACUACAUAGUUGUAAGCAAACAAUAUUUCAUAGUUCCAUUUUGUUUUCACAUUACCUUUUUUUUAUUUUCACAUUAUCAUAUGAUAUGCAUAAAAUGACAACUUGUGUUGAUGCACAAAUUUGGCUUGACGACAAUGCUCCGUUGCCACCCGUUAUUACGACAUGGUCUUACUAUCAUCGAAUUAAACAGUUUACAGAAUGUCGUAAUGUUAUAAGACACCAUGUUACAAUUGUAUUGGAUGAUUGAUAUAAACCUUAUAUAUUAUAAAAACAUAAAUGUUUUGUUUUGUUUUUAACUUUGCACAAUUCUAUACUUUGUAUUAGAUUUUUUUGGAAAUUCUAUAUUAGAUUAUAUAUUUGAAUAAGUAACAUUUUUAAUUCUAGUAAACUAAUUAUCUUCAUUUUUUAUUUGUUGGACUAAUUUCAAACGUGGAGGGCCCCACCUUUUUAAAACUCCACCAGCACCAUUCUGAUUCCACAUUACGGUCAUAUAUGUUACAUGACUAGAUUUAUGAUGUGAAUAACAUUUAGUUAGUAUUUAAUUGAACUGGUUUCGAACCAGAUAGAUUUAAACAAAUACAAUCAAAUCUGACUAGACUAGCUUUAAAUAAUACUCCCUCUGUCCCGAAAAGGUUGGCCAAAUUUACUUUUUUGAAUGUCCCAAAAAGAUUUGCCAUUUCGAUUUAGAGUAAGAAAAUAUGUGGUUAAAAUUAAUUCUUUCUUCUCUACACAAAUUUCAACCACACAGUUUUCACUUUAUUAAUCCACGUGAAAGUCAAAUUUGGCCAACCUUUUCGAGACGGGGGAAAUAGUAAAUAUACAUUUUUGACCGUUCACAACACUUGAUCAGAUUUUUUUUAAAAAUUACAUAUAUAAUAUUGAUGUCAUAUGAAAGAUCAUAAAAAGAUAUUUAAUUUGGUACUUUCUCCGUCCCGAAAAGGUUAUACAAAUUUUCUUUUUUGGAUGUCCCAAAAAGAUUUGACAUUUCCAUUUCAAGUAAAGACAUGUCUCUCUUCUCUACACAAAUUUCAACCACACAAUUUUUACUUUAUUAAUCCACAUGAAAAUCAACUUUGGCCAACCUUUUCGGGACGGAGGGAGUAUAAUUUUUAUAAAAAUUGGAGCAAAAAUGAAAAAAUUAUGACACUUUAUAAAAAAAGGGGAUUACAUGCCACAUGGCUGCAUUUUAUUGGAUGCAUACUUAAUGUAAAAUUGAUACCGAUGCAAAGCAAUUUUGAUUAAGGUUUUAAUUAUACUUAAUUUUAAUUAAUAAUUAAGAAGGUUUUAAUUAUACUUAAUUUUAAUUAAUAAUUAAGAAGGCUAAAUUUGUCCAUUACAUUAAGCAACUGUGGGGUGCAUGAAGCAACACCCUUUUCCGGUGACUUUUUCCGGCAAACUCAUGACCACCAACAUCGCCCACCACCCGCCAGCACCACCGUCCCCCUGUAGACCAGCAUGUCCCUCCCCUACCCAUGCCCCAGCACCCCAGCCCCACGCCCCAGCAACCCCAACCCCACUUUCCUAAUCCAUCUCCAUAGAAAUCCCUGACCAGCUCAUGUCAACCCGCUACCGCCCAACCCUAGCUAGCUUCGUGACAAUCCUCAACCAUCCAUGGCAGUCGCUACUUGCCCCUAACCCCGUCGCAAUCUCGAAAACCCUAGCCCUAUCCGCCUAGCCACCGUAGAUCUGGAAAUGAGGACAACGGGAAAUCAUUUGUCAGACCUCUCCCUUCCAUCUUUUCGUCGAUCCAUCAAGGAUGAUGACAGACGCGGUCGUCGCACCCCCAAAUCAGUUGGAAAGAGAAGAAAAAAAGAGGUAUAUGACGAUGUAGGUGAACAACGACGUUGGUGAACGGCAUGGUCGACGUCCGCGAUGGGGCGGCGCGGCUGUGGCGAUUUCCUUCUCAAUGGCGGUGAUUUCCAGAGCUCUCCAAACAUAGGGCUUUAAUGAAGAAGAGAUGCAGGGAGCAGUCGAAGAGAGACGGAGUAACUGGGUAUAGUGGCCGUUGAUCAAACUGUGACCCUCUGGGUCCUGGUUGGCCCCGGUCACCUACCGGUCUGAUUUUGACAAAAUAUGUACUACAGUAUUACUACCUCCGUCCCUUAAAAUUUUGUCAAAAUUGACGACACGUAGAAUAAUAAAGUAAAAACUGUGUGGUUGAGGUUUGUGCAGAGGAGAGAGAAAUAACAGAAAUCACAAAAUAAUUGAUUAAAUGGGAAAGUGGUAAAGUUUUUUGGGACGUCCCAAAAAGGAAAGAUGACAAAGUUUUAAGGGACGGAGAGAGUAUUUCUUUGUGUGUGUACAUUGACUGUUAUGGGGAUACAUGAAUUAUAAAUUUAUUUGUACUAAUAGAUAUGUAAACUCUGUCGUGAUAUCAUUUUUUUGGUAUCAUACAUGUCCCAAGCCAGGAUAAAGGAGGAUAGUGUUGUGGUAGGCGUGUGACGACCAACAGUAUCACCUAGUCACAUCAUAUGACAUGAAUCGAAAUUUGAAUAUCGCUAAUGCUAGGUCAUCACCCGUAAGUGACGUGUCAUCCCUCCGCCUGGGGGUGGUGUCAAAUAUGCAAGAGCGUGCUACACUUCAUAAACCUGGGUGUGGUGAUAAGAAUGAUAAGGUUGCUAGGUUGCCGCCCGGAAGCGGCACGUCAUCCCAUUGCCCGGGGAUGAUGUCAAAUAUGCAAGGGCAUGGUGGGGUCCGAGAUGGGGCUAAGAACAAAAGGUGAAGUGCUAGAUUGCGUUUUGGGACAUGGAAUGUUGGGUCUCUUACGGGCAGAUCUUCCGAGGUAGUCUAGGUUACAAGGAGAAGGAAUAUUAGCAUUAUGUGUGUGCAAG
Molecule: messenger RNA, 5315 nt
Organism: Cuscuta europaea
Lineage: Eukaryota; Viridiplantae; Streptophyta; Magnoliopsida; Solanales; Convolvulaceae
Source: the annotation of a GenBank genome assembly